UGAGAAUGCAGACAAACAACCCUCGCCUCAACUUUCUUUCUCUUUUCUUUAAAGAUCUCCACGUCCUCCCUAGGAAUCUCCUCUCUUCAAUCUCUACAUCAUUUCUAGGACCAGAGUCGAUAAUCAAUUCACCAUGGACGCUAUCAAAGAGACCUUCAGGCGCUGCAAGGAGCAGAACAGGUCUGCGCUGGUAACAUAUGUCACUGCUGGCUACCCCAAGCCUGAGGACACACCCAGCAUCCUCCUGGCUCUCGAGAAGGGUGGCGCCGACGUUAUCGAAGUCGGUGCGCCGUUCACCGACCCAAUUGCCGACGGCCCUACUAUCCAGACUGCCAACACGAUCGCCCUCGAGAAUGGCGUCACAAUCGAGUCCACAUUGGCGAUGGUGAAGGAGGCCCGGUCUCGCGGUCUCAAGGCCCCCGUCAUGCUUAUGGGUUACUACAACCCUCUCCUAAGCUACGGCGAGGAGAGGCUGCUCCAAGACUGCCACUCCUCUGGUAUCAAUGGUUUCAUCGUCGUCGACUUGCCUCCCGAGGAGGCUAUUUCUUUCCGAAAGCUCUGCAACAAGGGCCGUCUCUCAUAUGUUCCUCUUAUCGCCCCUGCUACAUCAGAUACCCGAAUGAAGAUUCUCUGCCAGCUCGCCGAUUCAUUCAUCUACGUCGUCUCUCGUAUGGGCGUCACCGGCGCCACCGGCACUCUAAACGCGAAUCUUCCCGACCUUCUGGAUCGAGUGAAGAAGUACAGCGGCAACAAGCCCGCUGCUGUCGGUUUCGGUGUCAGCACUCGAGAGCAUUUCCUAAGUGUCGCUACUUUGUCAGACGGUGUCGUCGUCGGCAGUCAGAUCAUCACCACCAUUAAGAACGCCGCUCCUGGCCAGGCUCUUGCCGAUGUCGAGAAGUACUGUGCCUACCUAUCAGGCCGCGAUUCCGAUGAGAACACGAGAGAGGUCGGUCUAGUUGAGGCUGUUGCUGGGGCUAAGGAGCCCAGCGGCGAGAAUGUUACCGUCAGUGGUACCGUCACAGAUGCCGAUAUCACUGCUGAGGAGGACAGCGCCCUGGUUGCUCAGCUCGCUGCUCUUCACGGCAAGAUCCCCGAACGAUUUGGCGAGUUCGGUGGUCAGUACGUUCCUGAGAGUCUGAUGGACUGCUUGUCACAACUGGAGGAUGGAUUCAAUGCGAUUAAGGACGAUCCUUCUUUCUGGGAGGAAUACCGAUCCUACUACGAGUACAUGGGGCGACCCGGCCACUUGCACUUGGCUGAGCGACUCACUGAGCACGCUGGUGGUGCCAACAUCUGGCUCAAGCGUGAGGAUCUGAACCACACUGGUAGUCACAAGAUCAACAACGCUCUGGGACAGCUUCUCCUUGCUCGGAGACUCGGAAAGAAGCGUAUUAUCGCUGAGACUGGUGCUGGUCAGCACGGUGUUGCUACCGCUACCGUUUGUGCCAAGUUCGGCAUGGAGUGCACAGUUUACAUGGGAGCUGAGGACGUCCGACGACAGGCCCUCAACGUUUUCCGUAUGCGACUUCUCGGCGCCAAGGUUGUUGCUGUCGAAGCUGGCAGCAAAACUCUUCGAGACGCUGUCAACGAGGCCCUCCGCGCUUGGGUCGUUGACUUGGACACCACCCAUUACAUCAUCGGUUCUGCGAUCGGACCUCACCCCUUCCCCACCAUUGUCCGAACCUUCCAGUCAGUGAUUGGUAACGAGACCAAGCAACAAAUGCUCGAGAAGCGAGGCAAGCUUCCCGAUGCUGUUGUGGCCUGUGUUGGCGGUGGCAGCAACGCUGUCGGCAUGUUCUACCCCUUCGAGAAUGAGCCUACUGUCAAGCUUCUGGGUGUUGAAGCAGGUGGUGAUGGUGUUGACACCGCCAGACAUAGUGCCACUCUCACUGGUGGCUCCAAGGGUGUCUUGCAUGGUGUGAGGACAUAUGUUCUCCAGGACAAGCACGGCCAAAUCACGGAGACACAUUCCGUUUCCGCUGGUCUCGAUUACCCCGGUGUCGGCCCUGAGCUGAGCUCUUGGAAGGACAACGAGCGAGCCAAGUUCGUUGCUGCCACUGAUGCUGAGGCAUUCCUUGGUUUCAAGCUCAUGAGUCAGCUCGAGGGUAUCAUUCCUGCUCUGGAGACUGCUCACGGUAUCUUCGGUGCCAUUGAGCUUGCCAAGACAAUGGAGAAGGGCGAGGAUCUUGUCAUCUGCCUGAGCGGCCGUGGUGACAAGGACGUGCAGAGCGUCGCUGAGGAGCUGCCCAAGUUGGGCCCUAAGAUUGGCUGGGAUCUUCGUUUCUAAAUUAAAAGUGAUACCAUGUUUGGAUUAUGUAGCAACCAUUGAAAUGAUAGCAUGAACAAAAAAGUCUUUUUCUUUUCUCUAUCGUGGCUCUGGCGGGUUGGUGAUACAAAGGCUGGAAGGCGUUGAAAAUGGAGGGUUUUGAUACAUAUUAUACAUGAGAUAUUUUACACCGUAAUCUUUUGCUGG
Messenger RNA from Fusarium verticillioides 7600, 2473 nucleotides. RefSeq names its product tryptophan synthase. Lineage: Eukaryota; Fungi; Ascomycota; Sordariomycetes; Hypocreales; Nectriaceae. Gene Ontology annotation, molecular function: tryptophan synthase activity. Gene Ontology annotation, cellular component: cytoplasm. The record is from RefSeq and is a predicted model, not a curated record. The transcript is spliced from 6 exons. The coding region runs from base 134 to 2287 and encodes 717 amino acids. Gene Ontology annotation, biological process: L-tryptophan biosynthetic process.